GAGAGAGAGAGAGAGAGAGAGAGAGAGAGGGUGUGUGUGUGUGUGUGUGUGAGAGCUCUACAGGUUAAGGAGCUUGGUUACACACGUAACACCUCCUCGUCCUGUGACCUAAGAGGAACAUAAUGGAGCUGUGGACCAGGAUCGACCCGGUUCUUUAAUCCAAGACAGGACGUCCCGAGUGUGUGUGUGUGUGUGUGUGUGUGUGUGUGUGUGUGUGUGUGUGUACGCGCUUCUCCGCGUCCAACCGGAGGAUCCGUCCCGGUGCCACGUACCUGAGGAACGAGAUGAAUCUGUGGCCAAUCAGUCGUCUGUACGUUUGCUGGUGAUGUCAAAAAUCUGACAUGGGGAAGAGUUUGUCCGAAACCGAUGGAAUUCGCACACAGCAUCUCUGACAAGAGUGAGGUCUUCGCCCGCUCAGAGACUCGUCCCCGUUUAAGAUGGUUCAGCGAAGGUCCCCUGUGAUUAUUCCUCCCUCGCGGGCUAUGGUUGCACCCGGCACGCGGUCAGGAACGUCCUCCUCCUCCCGCCUAUGACAUGGUUUGACUCACGCGCGCUCCGGUCACCACGAUGGCCUCCAUGGUCGCCAACGCAAACCGGGACGAGCAGUCUCUGGUCUUGAAGGGCGUGGAUCCGGAGACCUGCAUGAUUGUUUUCAAGAACCACUGGGCUCAGGUGGUGAAGAUCCUAGAGAAGCACGACCCCCUGCGCAGCAGCUCCGCCCUGUCCUCCCUGAGCGCCAUCAACCUCGGCGGCGGCCCCGGCGGAGGCCCUCGCUUUGGCCCCGUCCCGGGGGACGAGGCCAACGCGGUGCAGAACUACGUGGAGCACAUGCUGUUCCUGCUGAUGGAGGAGGAGAGCGGUCAGGCCGGCGCCAUGGGCCCCAUCCUGGAGUUCGUGGUGAUGGAGAACGUGAUGGAGCGUCUGUUCGUGUGGAGCCUCCGCCGGGAGUUCACCGACGACAUGAAGCUGGAGCAGCUGAAGAUGUACGAGAUGCUGGUGGGCCAGGCGCGCCAGCCGCUGCUGCACCACAAGCCCAUCCUGCGGCCGCUCAUGAUGCUGCUGUCGUCCUGCUCGGGCAAGGCGGCGGCGGCGGCGGUGGAGGCCGAGCUGGUGCUGCUGCUCAACCAGCUGUGCUGCGUCCUGGCAAAGGACCCGACGGUGCUGGAGCUGUUUUUCCACACCAGCGAGGACCAGGGAGCCACCAACUUCCUCAUCUUCUCCCUCCUCAUCCCCUUCAUCCACAGGGAGGGCACAGUGGGCCAGCAGGCCCGAGACGCGCUGCUGCUCAUCAUGUCGCUGUCCGCUGAGAACGAGCGCGUGGCCAAACACGUCGCGGAGAACACCUUCUUCUGUCCGGUGCUGGCCACGGGGCUGAGCGGCCUGUACUCGUCUCUCCCCACCAAGCUGGAGGCUCCCACCGAGGAGUGGCACUGCCUCCACCGAGAGGACUGGCUCCAGAUGCCGCCCCUCGUCCAGUUCCUCAACUCGCUGGAAUUCUGCAACGCCGUCAUCCAGGUGGCCCACCCUGUUAUCAGAGAGCAGCUGGUCGGUUACAUCUACAACGGGUUCCUCGUGCCUGUCCUUGCACCCGCUCUUCACAAGCUGACACUCGAGGAGGUGAUGACCACCACAGCGUACCUCGACCUCUUCCUGAGGAGCGUCUCGGAGCCGGCCCUGCUGCAGACCUUUCUCUCCUUCAUCCUGCUCCACCGACACGAGAGCGUCCACAUCCUGGACACCCUGGUCAGCCGCAUCAACACCCCCUUCCAGCUCGGCACCGUGUCACUGGCGCUCUUCCGCACCAUGAUUGGCUUGUACUGUGAAGACGUGAUGCUGCAGCUCAUCUUGAGGUACCUGAUCCCCUGCAAUCACAUGAUGUUGAGCCAGAGGCGCGUGGUGAGGGAGAGGGACUGCUACUCCGUGUCGGCGGCCAAGAUCCUGGCGCUGACACCGUCCUGCUGCUCCCCGGAUCACAGCCCCCCGCCCCUGCGCCAGCUGGACUCCAUCCUCUUUUCCAAGGGCGCGGAGACCGCCAGUAGCACCGGCGCCACAGAGGUAAAAGGGAGCUUCUCGCAAGAGGACGACGACAACUCCUGCACCAUCGGGUCAGAAGUCUACCUGGACGUCAGCUACCUUCACUACCUCUGCGACGCCCACCUGACCAUCAGCGGCUGCACACGGGCCUGCCACGUCUGGUCCGCCCCGUACGACGGCGAGGACCCCCCUCCGGAGAAAUACCAGCCUGGCGUCCUCGAGGACCCCCGGCUCCAGACUCGACAAACCCAGACGGCUCUCAAGAGAGUUCCGCAGCCGCCGGCGCCGCGCCCUCGACCCGACCCGCCGCCGGCGCACGCGGAGCCGCCCUCCGUCCCACUCCAGCUCCAGGAGCUGGAGUGGGACGACAGUUACGACGUGCGCGCGACGCAGACGGCGGAGGCUCCGGCGGGGAGUAGACCUCCGCGGCUGCCGCCCGCCGAGCCCCCGCAGCACAUCCAGGCGAUGAGAAGAACUGCCAUCAUGUUGGUCAAGGGCUCGUACAUGGAGGAGAACGAGUUCGAGGAUGACGUCAGGGUGUACGAUCUUGUCGCCAGGAAAGACGCUGGAGACCUCGAGCGUGGCAAACAAAACCCCAACAGGUCGGAGUCAGAGGAACUCCAACCGGGCCCGGCGGACGCUCUCCUGAAAAAUGCACUGAGCGCGACACGCCCCGGCGCCGCGGUGGCUGACAACGGCAAGAAGAGCUCGGGCCCAAAGGCCAAAGUUCAAACGGAUUGUAACUCAAACCUCCAAAACGCAACUGCAGUCGAGCUGGGGGACGACCUGCUGGCCCAGUACGAGGAGCUCAUUCGCGCGUUGGACGCGCGGGCGGCCGGGAGACCGGCUCAGGCCGACGGGGAGCUGAAGAGGCCUGUCGCGCCGGUGGAGGAGGGCGAGGAGGAGGAGGAGCAGCUGGACUUCGCCUCCUUCUCCGCCGAGACGCCGGAGCCCGACAAACUGCAUUCACCGCUUGGGCCCAGGACAUGCAGCGGCGGCGCCGGUCGGAGCCACUCGCUGCCGUUUACGGGUCCGUUUGUCAGCGUGCUGCUGUCUCGCCUGGAGAACAUGCUCUCCAACUCGCUGUAUGUCAACCUGCUGUUGACGGGCAUCCUGGCUCAGCUGGCGGCCUACCCCCAGCCCCUGCUGCGCUCCUUCCUCCUCAACACCAACUUGGUGUUCCAGCCGACCGUUCGCUCCCUGUACCAGGUACUGGCCACUGUGAAGAACCAGAUAGAAGAGCUGGCCGCCUCCAGAAAGGACUUUCCGGAGCUGAUCACUGCCGCCCAGCACUGGAUGCUGGCCAGGGAGACGCUGAUGGCAGCAGACACAAACAGGGCCAGUGGCUCCGCCCACGGCGAGGCGGGGAGGCUCCUGAAGAGUUCGCCGCCGCCGCCGCCGAAACCCAAAGCCAUCUCCCUGGAUCGGACCGAGGUCUUCGCCACCGUCCUGUUCACGGAGUUCCUCAAAGAGCUGGCCGCCAUUGCACAAGAGCACUCCAUCCUAUCUUACAUUCCUAUGGAAGAGUAAAACGUCCCAGUAGGCCUCAGUGAUGAGUCCAACUUGACCCUCUGAUUUAAAAAAGACUCUUUGAUGGUGGUUUUCUAUUUUUUAUUUUCCUUCCAGGCACUACUUGAUGAAGAAAAACCUCUAAGAUUCAGUGAUUUAUACAACUAUUUUUUUUUGACAAAUAUUUAUUUUACGAGCAAAGACAAUCACUCUCUCGUGCUUUCUUAAUUCCAUCUUUCUAGUUCUGUGAAGUGUGAGGUCCACACUUUGAGCUGGACAAUCUGUGACCUGUGUGCCGGAGCGUCCACCAGGUCGACCGACCAAAGACCGUCGAGAGAGGAGUUUUAACAAAUCAUCGGCCCUUAUCUGAGCUGCCCUCCUUCUGAAUGUCUUCUACAGCCAGCUCCGAUCACGAGUGUAGCUGUUGUCAGACACAAACUCGAGAUUGUCCGAGUCAGACACGGCGGAAAACCUCCGGAACAUUUUAAGGGCCGGAGGGGGUGGAGCCGAGGUGGAGACACGCCUCUGAGUGACACGCCUCUGAGUGACACGCCUCUGAGUGACACGCCUCUGAGUGACACGCCUCUGAGCGACAGGCCUCUGAGUGACACUCCUCUGAGUGACAGGCCUCUGAGCGACACGCCUCAGCGACACAGGCCUCUGAGCGACAGGCCUCUGAGCGACAGGCCUCUGAGCGACACGCCUCUGAGCGACACGCCUCAGCGACACAGGCCUCUGAGCGACAGGCCUCUGAGCGACACGCCUCUGAAUGAGCAGCAUGUCGUUGUGAUGUCACUGUUGGAGCUGGCAGUUGGGGGCCGGCAGCAGAAACACACGCUGACCUUGUUUUUCUGUCACAUGACUUGUAGCGAAACAAGUCUUUAGUCCUCAAACUUCACAAAGCGGUGUCUCCACAGUCGCCGUGUGUGCGGUGUCGUGUUGGCUAUUUUCUGUCGGUUCACGAUGACGGCACCUCAGGAGUUCUUCUCGACGCACCUUCUCUUCUUUCGGUUCGGAGAAAAAGCAAUUUUCCUACGAUGCACUAGUUUGCCACAUUAACGGGGCUCCACAUGUUCUCCAGACAAUAGCACAAAGAAACCAGGAUUGUUCUUAUAUUCAAUAUUUAAUUUGCCUUACUUCAGUGAUGCUUUAUAAUAAUGUACAGACAUGUAAGAAAACUAUUCUAAUGACAGAACACUAUGCAAAUCAAGGAUAUUUUAGGUAUAAUUAAGUAUAGGAUAUUUUCAGAAUGGGACUGGGUAUUCAAGCUUUUUUGAGACUUUCUAUUGCCAUAUUUUUUUUCGUCAAUGAGGUCAUAUUAAAGACUUCUUAGUUAUGGUUUGUCUUAUAUGUAGGCGUUGUGUAGGGUGUUGUAGUGGUGAUAAAUCUGAUAUAUCACUGUUGAAAAUCAUCUCAGACUGAUAUGGUUACCGAGGGGAACCUGUCGAAAAUUGCCUUUAUUUUAGUCAACAUGUUUAUUAGAAUGAAAAUAUUAUACAAGAGAUAUAAUUUGUAACAAAGUCUGCCUCUAUUCACUGGAUUUACCAGGACAGAAAUAGGUUUAAAUUGGUGCCUAAUUAUAAAUUAUGAUUUAUUUUUUUUGGUUCACAUUAUUGCCUGAGUGGAUUUACAAAGAGGCAAUGCAAUAUGAAAAGUUGUUUUACUUGAAGCUGUCCAUUGUUGGAGUGUAAAAGGAAAGGCCAUAGGGAUUGAAGAUGUGUGCAACCAUACAGUUUAUUGUUUUUAUGUAUUUGACUGCGAGGGCUCAGUUUCUAGAAACAGAGUAAAUCCAUCCCCGUCCUUUUCCAUCCACGAUUUGAUCUGAAGUUGCAGAGCAUAUGAUGGGGACAUUUCUUAAGAUAAUUUACCUUUAGUCAAUCCUAUAUUUUAGAUAGAAAAAUAUGACACAACCAAUUCAAAAUCAUAAUUCAGAAUCAGACACUGAGAUAAUGGAUGGCUUUGAAUAGAGACAAAAUGUAACAUGCUUUUUACAGAAACAAAAUGUAGAAAAGUUUUGUGGUUUACUCUGAGUUGAUCAACGUUUUCGCCCCAUCAAUUUAUAGCUUUAGUUUUAAAAAUUCGAUGGUGUAUUUUUGUUCCUAUUUAAAUAGAUGCAGUUUCUACCUCAUGCUAUGCAGGUAAUGAAUUAUGCAGCAGGAUCUUUCUGGGAUAAUGUGUGUGUGUGUGUGUGUCGUCCCCCCGUCCCCCCCCAGCCUCACAAAAAUGGCUUUGAAAUGUAUAUUUGUGUUGAACAAUGUUUCCCUCUCUGGUGAAAGAAUGUUGCAGGGCACUUUAUCAGCCUUUUCACACUCUGCACUGCUGACACAGCGCAGGUUCAGCCUGCCGUCCGCAACACACCCGGCACGGAAUGACAAUCGGUGCUGCAGCUGCUUUGUGGCAUGAAAACGGGUACAAUGACCAAGGUUAUAGAGCAGCUUCUGUCUCGGUAGCUUCCAAAGAUUCAUCCUCUCAGUGAUCUGGAUGCUGUUUGUUGCUGAUGUGUGAGACAAAAAGUCAUGCCUCUGUCAAUAAAGACAACUUCUGGUGAAUGAAA
Molecule: messenger RNA, 6097 nt
Organism: Scophthalmus maximus (turbot)
Lineage: Eukaryota; Metazoa; Chordata; Actinopteri; Pleuronectiformes; Scophthalmidae
Gene: fhip1aa
Product: FHF complex subunit HOOK interacting protein 1Aa
Exons: 14
Coding region: 568-3564 (998 amino acids)
Source: RefSeq, a predicted model, not a curated record